AUGGCUGACGAAUACGACGCCGAGCAGGCUGCCGAGCUCAAGAGAAAGAGAGCGUUCCGAAAGUUCUCCUACCGAGGAAUCGACCUUGACCAGCUCCUCGACCUCUCCUCCGACCAGCUUCGCGAUGUUGUCCACGCUCGUGCCCGCCGCAGGAUCAACCGUGGUCUGAAGCGCCGCCCCAUGGGUCUCAUCAAGAAGCUUCGCAAGGCCAAGCAGGAGGCUCAACCUAACGAGAAGCCCGACCUCGUCAAGACCCACCUCCGAGACAUGAUUGUCGUCCCCGAGAUGAUCGGUAGCGUCAUCGGCAUCUACUCCGGCAAGGAGUUCAACCAGGUCGAGAUCAAGCCUGAGAUGGUUGGUCACUACUUGGCUGAGUUCUCUAUCUCAUACAAGCCCGUCAAGCACGGUAGACCCGGUAUCGGUGCCACGCACUCUUCUCGUUUCAUUCCCCUCAAGUAA
This is a messenger RNA of Fusarium poae, 459 nucleotides long. RefSeq names its product ribosomal protein S15 (gene RPS15). Gene Ontology annotation, molecular function: structural constituent of ribosome; RNA binding. The record is from RefSeq and is a predicted model, not a curated record. NCBI's taxonomy places the organism in Eukaryota, Fungi, Ascomycota, Sordariomycetes, Hypocreales, Nectriaceae. The transcript is spliced from 4 exons. Gene Ontology annotation, biological process: ribosomal small subunit assembly; translation. The coding region runs from base 1 to 459 and encodes 152 amino acids. Gene Ontology annotation, cellular component: ribosome; cytosolic small ribosomal subunit.